AUGCCGCGUCUUCUUCAAUUGAUCUCGCGUCACUCGUAUUGCGUACUUUCCAGAAAGCUCGCGCCAGAUGCACUCUUGGUCUCCACUCCCCACUUCCACCAACUUCAGAACAACCACAACAUGGGCGACGACCGCUUUCAGAAACUACUUAAGCUUCUACCCGAAGAGAGACUGCCCCCACGAGUCCCAACGCCGCCACCAGAAGAGCCGCCAGAGGAAGCACCAGAAGACGACGGCGACGUCUACAAGUCGCAAGAGUAUAAGGACCUCCCUCACGCAAAUCCCGACUACGUUUUCGCCGACAAGGUCGCACGUGCACCCCCGCGACCUUCACCAGUGCCACGGUCAACGCCGCUUGUGUACGAGAGCGACGAGCCCUUCACUUUCGAUCCAGACAAAGGCAAGACCGCACCUGCUGGAACUAGGUUCUGCCCAUUCAACGCCGUCACCCAGUACUGCUACAGAUUCGUGCCGAAGCUCUGGACUCAACCACUCGCCAGCGCCUUCUUCGACGCAGAGAAGGUCUACAAGCGCAGUUGGAAUCUCGAAUUUGCGCUAAUGUUGAGAUUUCUCAGGUACUACGUCGCCAGCAGCGACACAGGUGUUGUGGCAUUUGUGACCCAAGAGCAACUGCAGACUCUACUUGACGAGAUCAACCACGCAUUUCCCCAGGCAGAUAUCAAGAUCCCAAAGUGGGCUCUCGAGGAAGGACUUCUCGUCGACUUCGACGAUCUCGAGUCGAGCUAUCAUCCCCACCUCGCAGGCACUUGCAGUUCGCGCGCCCAGUAUAGAUCUUGUCUUGCCACACUGGAUCGAGAGCCGAUGAUGUCGAUUCCAACCGACGGAGACCGCAGCCUCGAGGCUUUCAGAGAGAAGAUGGCCGCAGUGGCCGAGAUCACCAAGAAGCGCAAAAAGGGGGCAAACGCGAGAAGACACCAAGAAGCUCUCAUCAAGCGGCAAAGCAUGGUUCGGCAAUCGCUCCGUGGCCAGCGCUACCUUGGACUGCAUCCAAAGAACGACACCGAAUCACUUCUUCCAGACAUCCCAUCGCUUUCAGUCUCUGCUAUCGAUCCUGACCAACCGGCACCAUAUCCUUUCGAUGGCGAACCAAUUUUCGUCUCCAUCGACUGCGAGGCUUGGGAAGAGCCUCCGCGCAUGGUGACGGAGGUUGGGCUUGCGACGCUCGACACGCGCGAUUUGAAGGGCGUGGCACCCGGCGAGAAUGGCGAGAAUUGGCAUCGAUUCAUCAGAGGACGCCACUUCCGUGUCAUUGAGUACAAGGAGUGCGUCAAUCACAAGUUCGUCCAGGGAUGUCCAAACAACUUUGAGUUUGGUAAGACUGAGUGGGUCGGAAGGGAUAGCUUGGGCUUUGUGCUGGCUACCUGCUUCAAGGAGUCAUACUCAAAGGCGGCAACCAAGGACGACGACUUCCCGGCAUUGGGAGCAGACCGAAAGGACGUGACAUCAGCGGAGCCCGAGGAGCGAAACCUCAUCCUUGUUGGUCACGAUGUGAUGCAGGAUGUCGAAUACUUGGACAAGAUCGGCUACAAUAUCCAGCGCACCAACUUCAUGGAUACGCAAGACACCGUCAAUAUGUACCGCACCUACAAUCAAGAGCCGAAUGCUCGCUCUCUCGGUAGCAUUCUGGCAGACCUUGGACUGGCGUCGUGGUACCUGCACAACGCUGGAAACGAUGCCGUCUAUACCAUGCAUGCCAUGCUCGCUAUGUGCGUCAAGACAGCAGCUGACCGAGGUAGUUGUCAGGCCGACGAGCGCAUCGAGAAGAACAACAAGGACCGCAUGGAAGCAGCAGUAGAAAGCGCAAAGGAGCGAGUUGAGCAGGACGGCGAAGGCUGGGAGAAUGGCGAUGGUGACGAUGGAGGUGCUGGCAUGCCGCUCACGGAGGCUGAUCGUCCGCAGUCCAAGCAAAAGCCGCUUUUCCGUGCUGCUCUCGAUGGCGGGGCCGAGCAGGCUAAGGGCGUGCAAGAUUAUGCAUGGCAAGGCUCCCGGUUGCCGCUGACAAUGCCAGAGCUGGAUGGCAAUACAGACUAGGUUGUGCCUGGAUCGUCGGCCGCAGUCACACGAUCUCAAUGGCGCUGCUAUACAGCCAUGUAAAUGCAGUCAAACCCGAUCCCCCUUGGUGUGAACCUCUUCCGAUUCGGCCUGACUCCGCAAUGAGGAUGGCUUUUUGGCUGAAGUGGUGUUUAGUCCUCAGCUUUCGCCAUGCUCAGGACAUCUUCGCAACACCCAUCGCUCCCAAUAUUUCCGCUUGUUGUUGUCGACACGCAGACCAUCAUCAUCUAGCUCUUCUGCCGACUCAAGGCGUCCACCACCACUGCAGGUACACCAAGGUGCUGAAGUCGGGGUGUCUGGCGAGUUGAGGUUGGGAAAAUCGACCUCGUGUGCUUCUGGGCCAUGCUCGUCAUCCGAGUCUUCUUCUUCAUCUCCAUCUUCGUCCUCAUCCUCAUCCUCAUCCUCGUCUUCGUCUUCGUCAUCUCCAUCGCUACUGUCUUCAUAGCCAUGUCGUCCUGUGCCACUAGGUCCUGCUUCACUUUCAUCAUCUUGGGCUUCUUCCUCGUCGCUGCUGCUUUGCGAGAGCUCAUUAAAGUCCGGCAGCUCGGUUCCCACAUCUUGCGAGAAUUGCUGAGAAUGGUAGUAUUGCGUAUAGCCUAUUCGGCGCAGGCUCACCCAUUGAAGCUCGUGCAUCUCAGCUCGUAAAACUUUCAAAACAUCUUUCCAAAGACUCCCUUCCUUCAGAUGCACAUCUCGCAGCCGC
Messenger RNA from Pseudocercospora fijiensis CIRAD86, 2776 nucleotides. RefSeq lists its product as uncharacterized. NCBI's taxonomy places the organism in Eukaryota, Fungi, Ascomycota, Dothideomycetes, Mycosphaerellales, Mycosphaerellaceae. The transcript is spliced from 7 exons. The record is from RefSeq and is a predicted model, not a curated record. Bases 1 to 2052 code for a protein of 683 amino acids. Gene Ontology annotation, cellular component: nucleus. Gene Ontology annotation, molecular function: nucleic acid binding.